AUGGGUCCGCCGGGGAACUUCUUCAAUGGCUGGGCUGUUGACAAGGUUGGCCGGAUUCCGAUGAUGCUGAUUGGCCUGACUGGAUGCGUUGUGGCACUGAUCGGGGAGUGCCUCUCCGUGUCGGUCUUUCAGAAAAAUGGCUCCGAAGCAGCUGGCAAGGCCGCUGUGUUCUUCAUCUUCUUUUUCCUGCCUUUUUCCUCCGCACAUAUCGAUGCCACUACUUAUAUCUAUGCGGCAGAAAGCUUCCCAAAUCCAGUCUGA
Molecule: messenger RNA, 261 nt
Organism: Cladophialophora psammophila CBS 110553
Lineage: Eukaryota; Fungi; Ascomycota; Eurotiomycetes; Chaetothyriales; Herpotrichiellaceae
Exons: 2
Coding region: 1-261 (86 amino acids)
Biological process (GO): carbohydrate transport; transmembrane transport
Cellular component (GO): membrane
Molecular function (GO): carbohydrate:proton symporter activity
Source: RefSeq, a predicted model, not a curated record